AUUUCCUUCUCUGGAACAAAAAAGCUCUAAAAGGCGUACAACCAAACAAGACAGAAGAAUGCAGUACGAUCCGCCGCUUCAAGAACACGAACUCCAAUCAUUCCGCAAACUCUUCGCAGUCGAGUCAGUGUUCAUGGCUUCUGAAGGCUACUUCCAGAACAGGAACAUUGCAAAUUUCCGUCAGUUUGCUGUGUCUUUCAUCGAAGAGAUCUCGAAGUGUGAGAAUUUUGAUGCUUUUGUGCCUUACCUUGCGCUGAACUACUUCGAUCGCUUCAUUUCAAGGCAUGAAUUGCCGAGAGUUGUCACUUCAACUGAUGAGGAAAAUGCGAUACUUCUCGUGAUAUCUUGCCUUACAAUUGCUUGGAAGAUGAGGAUUAAGUCCUUCAACGCUGAUCUAUUUAUGACAGCAAGAAAAUUGCGUUUGGAUAGGAUUUCCUUCAGAAAAAUGGAGUUUCACAUACUCAAUGCAUUGCAAUGGCGAAUGCUAUCACUGACUCCGAUAUGCUUUGCAAAAUACUUCAUGUCACUGCUGAACCUGACGCCGUGGAAUCUAGCGCCCAAUCAGCGAUCUGUUUAUGAGAUUAUCAUCAGAGGUCAAGCAGAGAUCGAAUUUACUCAGUUCAAGCCAUCAAUAAUAGCGGCAUCUGCGGUUCUAACUACUUCAUUGAAGCUGUUUCCAUCACGAUUUGAAGAGCUCAAAGUGACCGUUUCAUCUAGCGAAUUUGUAAGCCAGGAGGAGCUACUGCAAUGCAUGAAUCUGAUGGAGAUGAAGUGCAAAACUGCAUCAAGCGCAUUGCUACUACCGGCUCAGCAACCUGGAGCCGGGUCUUCAGUCCAAUCACAGGAGGAAAACAUACAUCGAGUGGGCAAAAAGACUGUGGGAGAAAUCGAAGAGGUGCCAGCAGUUGCAGCAAGUAGUGACAAUCUUUUCCACGGUCCUCUCAUGAAUUUCGAACUGCAGUGGACCGACCCUCAGCAACCACGGCCCAAGCUAACCUCGGAGUCCAUUUUUCCAGGCCGAGAUCUUUCCGAUGACAGUUGCCUUCGUUCCUCUCGGUUUGGGGGAUUUUUUAAGUGCUGCCCCAUCCUGGACUGGUUGGCCUAGUCAAAACCCCUAGUGGUCAAAACCAAUGAGAAGGUAAAACACUCAAGACCACGCUGACCUCCUUCCAAUAUUGUGUAAUAGCGCUGCGUAAUACAGUGAUACAAUAAAACUACUUCCAGU
Molecule: messenger RNA, 1225 nt
Organism: Diospyros lotus (date-plum)
Lineage: Eukaryota; Viridiplantae; Streptophyta; Magnoliopsida; Ericales; Ebenaceae
Product: putative cyclin-D6-1
Exons: 6
Coding region: 59-1105 (348 amino acids)
Biological process (GO): regulation of cyclin-dependent protein serine/threonine kinase activity; mitotic cell cycle phase transition
Cellular component (GO): cytoplasm; cyclin-dependent protein kinase holoenzyme complex; nucleus
Molecular function (GO): cyclin-dependent protein serine/threonine kinase regulator activity
Source: RefSeq, a predicted model, not a curated record